Messenger RNA from Pyricularia grisea, 1575 nucleotides. RefSeq lists its product as uncharacterized. NCBI's taxonomy places the organism in Eukaryota, Fungi, Ascomycota, Sordariomycetes, Magnaporthales, Pyriculariaceae. The record is from RefSeq and is a predicted model, not a curated record. Bases 1 to 1575 code for a protein of 524 amino acids. The transcript has a single exon.
AUGUCCGCCUACCCGCCUCUCUCCAGGACAAGAUCCAUAAAACGACCUGCCAAUGCCGAAUCCAACGACUCCGAAGUCUCCAGGCUGCCCUCUGUCGACGAACCGCGUACUGGAUCGCCUAGUCGUCUACCAGUGAAGCCACUCUCCGGAAUCGCCAGAUCGGCGUCGGUAUCCACAAGGACAACCGCGUCGUCGGCAUCGACAACCGCCCCACGAACCACCGCCCCCAAGACUCGAACGGGAGGACUCUUGAGCAAGCUUGGCUCCAAGACCCUGCGCCCUGCGCAACAAAAUGAGAAUGUUGCGCCUGGAAGGGACGCGACGGGAUCGGCGGUAACGGGCACAGGGGCUGGGCUGCGCCGACCGGCCGCAUCUUCAGCUGCUGUUGCUCCUCGGCCCAAGACUUCUGGCGGCCCAGCCGGUGCCGAGAGGUCGGUCAAUUCAAACCACUCACGCGCCAAAUCCUCGGCGACGACACUUACAGAAGCAACCCUACUCCGUCCUGCACAAUCUUCAUCACAUACAGGCAUGUCGGCAACAUCGAGCAUGGCAUCGCGCCCACCUCCUGUCAUGGCGCAGGCGAAAGCGCUCCAUCGAAGGGCUCCCUCGAACCCCGUGAGAACCAGGAUAUUGGACCAGCCGAAGCCGCAGCAACCGCCACAAGCCGAGCAUCCCCAAGCAGCCCGGGCAAACAAGCCUGCUUUCAACACAAUGCAACAGCACUUUUCCCCGCUCAAGAUGGCAGCCCCUAAACCCCUGACAUCGACCUUCCUCGCUCCGCCGUCGCCCUCGAAGCUCCCCGCAAACGUUGCCAUUACGGCCGAGACGAGUCGUCGACAGACCGAACUGCUCCAGCUUUGCCUCCUCCACCGGGAAGCAGGGCCCACUGCCAGUCGAUGGCACGCGAGUGCUCGGAGUAGGUUGGGGAAACGAUUCGACUCUGUUGCCAAGGCCAAUGCGGCUGUCGCAAAGGCCAAGGCAAAGAGGACCGAAGAUGUCAAUGCACAGGCGCUGGACGCCUGGGUUCGAGGCGGCGGAGCCCACGACUCACGUCAGCUCGAGGAGAAGGUGCAAGCACUGGAUGCAGUCUUGUCCGGUCUUUGGGAACUCAGCGAACCUGGUGGUCGGCACGCGCGAGUCGUACGACAGUUUGAAAAGUGGCUUGAACGUUUACGAUACGUAAACGACAGGCGAGAGGGUGGGGUUUUCGACGUUGACGACGAGUUCGUCUUCAUUUCAGAGCUAGAUGCUGCGUGGCAUGACGAGUGUGCAUCCGUAGCCAGGAAGCUGGACAACUGGCGUAUGGACUUGAGGUAUUUGGAGGGUGGAGUGGAUUACGGUGCUCACAAACCAUCAGAGAAACACAGUACCGAAGUUGACGCGGAGGAGUCAAGCCUUACCAUGAUUCUUGCCGCUUGUCGUUCCCUCUCCUACGACAUGCUAGAGGAGAUCAAGCUAAUGGAGCAGAUCGAGCGGGAAGCUCUCAAGCAAGAGAGCGACUGGAUUGAAAAGAUUGCGAAAGACGAUGCUCAGGACAACACUCCCCGUGCCGGCGCGAUAUGGAGGGUUUUGUAA